Durotheca rogersii is the source of this 675-nucleotide messenger RNA. RefSeq names its product Ser-Thr-rich glycosyl-phosphatidyl-inositol-anchored membrane family-domain-containing protein. NCBI's taxonomy places the organism in Eukaryota, Fungi, Ascomycota, Sordariomycetes, Xylariales, Xylariaceae. The transcript has 3 exons. The record is from RefSeq and is a predicted model, not a curated record. The coding region runs from base 1 to 675 and encodes 224 amino acids.
AUGAAGUUCACCAUCCUCCCCGCCGUGCUCGCCGCCCUCCCGGGCCUGGUGGAUGCGGUCAUCAUCACCAACAGCAACUUCGAUGGCAUCCGAGCUGGCCAGGCCUUCGAGAUCACCUGGGACGAGGCUCUGGGUCCCGUUAGCAUCACCCUAAAGGAGGGCAACGCUGAUAAUCUCCAGACCGUCGCCGAGCUCACCUCCAACCAGACCGGUGAUAGCUACACCUGGGUUCCCUCUUCCUCGCUGCCCACCGGCACCUACGCCUUGGAGAUCAACGACGGAACCGACGUGAACUACAGCGAGCAGUUCCAGGUUCAGGGCGGCGCCGCUAGCAGCACCGCAGGCACCAGCUCGGCUUCGGCCUCGCGCACCUCUGCCUCGGCUUCUUCUACCGCUACUGAGUCGUCCGCUGCCUUUUCCACGACGUCCAGCAUUGCCACCACUAGCAGCGUUGCCUCCACCGAGUCGGUCUCCUCCGAGUCGGCCUCCGUUACGUCUCAGGCUACGGAGUCGUCUGCUUCCAGCACCCUCUCUACCAGCACGUCCUCGGCGUCUCGAACCACGUCCACUGGUAUUCCCGCCACCGAGAGCCCCAUACCCAACACGAACGCCGCUCAGUCGGUGGCUCCGCUUGUGGCGCCUAUGCUUCUCGCCCUCGGCGCCGCCCUCAUUUAA